AUGCAGCCGUCGAUCGGGGCGCAGUUAAAUCGCGCCUCGUCGCCGAUACGACAGCGACUGCGUAGCGGGAAGCGCUAUGUCGUCGAUCUGCAUUGGGAUUCGUUGAAUAAUCUGAGUGAUUGUACGGUGGAAGAGUUGACGAGAUACAUCGAGGAACUCGGAAAUCCUCUUCGCAGUGACUCGUUUUCCUCUAUCGCCACCGUCAGUGCCAGAGAAGACUUCGAAACAGCCAUCGAUAAUAUAAAACAAGGCAUAUUUCUUUUUGGUAAUAGUCGUGGAAAGAACUUUAAAACCACAACAUCACGUGCGGUAAUGGACUCACCAUCCGAUCUUUCACCAAAUGCGCCACCAUCUGGCUUCGAUGAAUCCAACAAUUAUUUCUCCAAUUUGCAGGCACCUCCAGCACCUCCGUCGUCUAGUUCGACCGGACAGGCCUCUACCGAAGGUUCUGUAGACUCGAGCGGUUUUGAGAAGGUGGACCAUGAUGUUUUGGAAGAGUAUGGUCAACAAUUCGUUAAUGAAAUGCAACAAUCUCUCUUUGGGAAGCCGCUGGAGGCAGACUCUUCCAAGCAGGACAUGUCUUCUGGUCCACGCGACGAUGUGCUGGAGAAAUCGUACGGCGGCGAUUUAAUUGAUAUCCCUAAAAAUGAGACAUAUCCGGAUCAAGCGAAGCUUACAGCUGGAGAUCAUCCUACGGAGGAUACAAAACAGGCCAGCAACACGAUGCAUUCUUUCGAUCUUCUUGGGGAUGUUGUUCCAGAAGUUCAUGACACAAAGUCGGUACCUACUGAACGAUCACAUGGCACUGGCACCCACGACCACUUCCACCAUGACGAUGCACCCUUUGAACCGGUCGGGCGUGGAGGAGUCCCCCUAGAUCAACUAAUCGAAGACCAAGUAGCUGAAGUGCACGGAGAUGUAGAUGAAGUGCUGCAUCGAAUGCAGGAGACGGACGAAUUUAAACAUAAUGUGGAGAAGAAAGAGGAACAUGUAGAGAAAAAGGAAGAACGUCAUAUUCCCGAAGAUUCCGACUCGGAUCAUCCUGAUUUCCGUAGCCAGACCCCGGAAGUGGAAGAAUCUACAUUUAAUCGACGAGGACCAUUGACAAUUCCAGAAGUAUCUGAAAAGGUGCCAGGUGAUGACCUCCUUGAGGACGACCAUCAACAUGACCGUUUCGGUUUUGAGAAAGAACCUCGUCCGCCUACUCCACCGAAGGAUAUAAGUGAGGAGAGCGUUAAGCCAUCAGCAUUUAGCUUGGCUCAUGGUACAGGCUCUUCACCUUCCCAUCCUGACGUUCUUCAUCCUAUCCUGAAACAUGGUGGCUCCCAAAGUGCGGAACCAUGGUUUGACUUCAAAACGAUCGAUCCUCGCCUUCUGGAGCUCAUCUACUGGCGCGACCCCAAGAAGAGCGCCGUCGCGCUUUCAUUGAUACUUCUAGCUGUGUUCAUUUUGGCUAAGUACCCAAUCCUUUCGGUAAUUGCCUACACCGGUUUGGCCAUUCUAGCUGGUACCCUGGGAUUCCGCGUUUUCAAGACCAUUGAGGCCCAAGUAAAGAAGACUAACGGCGAAAAUCCUUUCCAGGAAUAUCUUGCCAAGGACCUCACAUUGCCGCAGGAACGAAUUCACGCCCAGGUGGAUGUGCUGACGGAACAUGGAACCCUUCUCGCCAACCAAGUUAAACGACUUGUCUUCGUUGAAAAUAUUGUCGACAGCGCUAAGUUUGCACUCAUCUUGUGGGCAUUGACCUACAUUGCUCACUGGUUCUCCGGAUUCACUCUCAUCGUUCUAGGCAUCCUUGCUGUGUUCUCAGUGCCGAAGGUGUACGAAAUGUAUCAGGAACCGAUCGAUGCACAACUUGCAGUGAUAUCAGAUCAUAUUAAGAAUGCCACUAAAAUGGCUGAGGAGAAGUUGCCUUUCUUGAAGAAAGUGCAGGCCGAGGUUGAGAAGAAGGAGCAGUAA
Messenger RNA from Necator americanus (New World hookworm), 1959 nucleotides. RefSeq lists its product as uncharacterized. The record is from RefSeq and is a predicted model, not a curated record. Gene Ontology annotation, cellular component: endoplasmic reticulum membrane; axon. Bases 1 to 1959 code for a protein of 652 amino acids. The transcript is spliced from 19 exons. Lineage: Eukaryota; Metazoa; Nematoda; Chromadorea; Rhabditida; Ancylostomatidae.